CCUUUGAUUCAUGCCAUUCUGAAGCGCGUUUGGACCGCGCGAACCCUUGAGCGUGAAAGAAUCGAAGCCAACGAAGCGUUGGAUUCUGAGGCAGGAGCUGGAACUUCCAAGAAGAGUCGGCCAACUUCUGUCAAUGGCAAUGCACUAAAGCUUUCUUGUGAACUCGUUCGGGUUUUCGUCACAGAGGCUGUUCAGCGGGCUGCUGCAGUUGCGGAGGCAGAGGGAAGUACUCAAAUAGAACCUUCUCAUUUGGAGUUUAUUCUGCCUCAGUUACUUCUAGAUUUCUAAAGCAUUUUAAGAUACUUGUUUGUAACUUCUGGUGCCCCCUAUCAUUAUCUAUUAGAAAACCAAUUAUGCUUUGUUGAUGGAAGAUGUAUUUGAUACCAUCUAAUUCCCCACAUGUAAGAGUGAAAAAACGUGGGUUGAGAAUUUUCAACUUUUUUCACAGGGGGGGCUAAACUUCUGCUGCUUGAUUAACGAAUGUAUAGUUAGCAAUGGAGAUGGGACGAUUUUCUUGUGCUCAUCUUUGACAAUAAUGACUUAGUAGCUCAUGAGUUGACUUGAUAAAUAUUAAAAUGUAA
Molecule: messenger RNA, 581 nt
Organism: Arachis ipaensis
Lineage: Eukaryota; Viridiplantae; Streptophyta; Magnoliopsida; Fabales; Fabaceae
Source: RefSeq, a predicted model, not a curated record